Bolinopsis microptera is the source of this 1601-nucleotide messenger RNA. Its product is annotated as ras-related GTP-binding protein C-like. Gene Ontology annotation, molecular function: GTP binding; GTPase activity. Lineage: Eukaryota; Metazoa; Ctenophora; Tentaculata; Lobata; Bolinopsidae. Gene Ontology annotation, biological process: cellular response to starvation; negative regulation of autophagy. The record is from RefSeq and is a predicted model, not a curated record. The transcript is spliced from 8 exons. Gene Ontology annotation, cellular component: Gtr1-Gtr2 GTPase complex; lysosome; nucleus. Bases 20 to 1117 code for a protein of 365 amino acids.
CGAGCUAGGAGAGAACACCAUGACUAACGAGGUUGCAACACUGGAGGUACCGGAGUGGAGUAUAGCAGCUGACUCAGCACUCAAGCUCGAACCAGGGAGUCGACAGUUAUCCGCCUCCCCCAGCUCCGCUUCUUUGCUGACCAACACCAGCAGCAACAAACCAAAGAUUCUUCUAAUGGGACUGAGUAAAGCUGGCAAAACCUCGAUACGAAAUGUUAUAUUCCACAAGAUGAGCGCAAAUGAGACUCAGUUCUUGGACCCGACACAUAAAAUAGAUAAGAUCGAUAUCAGUAAUAAGUCCUUCCUUGACUUUCAGCUGUGGGACUUUCCUGGGAAACUGGACAUCUCCCAUUUGAGAGACAAAGAAGAUACAAGCACAAUUGAGAAGAUAUUCGUCGAAGCCAGGGUUCUGAUAUUUGUUAUAGACCCGGUCGAGGAGAAACACAGUAUAGCUAUAGAUAGGCUCCAUGGGACUAUACUAGAGGCUUACAAGAUUAACCCGAAAAUAAAGUUUGAAGUUUUUAUUCACAAAAGUGACUCGAUAAAUGAAGAUCAGAAAAUAGAUAAUAUCAGAGAAAUGACUCACAGAAUCAACAGGAAACUUAUGACUGCGGGCCUGCAAGAUAGAAUAUUGAUAAGCUUCAGAACAACAAGCAUCUACGACCACUCAAUCUUCGAAGCGAUGAGUAUAGUCUGUCAGCAGCUUCUAGAGAACGUUCUGUCACCCUUCGAGAACAUUCUUAACGCUUUCGUCAGCUCCAACAAGAUGGAAAAGGCUUUUAUAUUCGACUUACAUCCAAAGAUAUUCAUUGCAACAGACAGCAGCACGUUUGAUAUGCCCACGUAUGAACUGUGUUGUGACAUGUUAGAUUUAAUAGCUGACAUGGGCUGUAUCUAUCAGGAGUACGAAGGAGGGGAGGAGCGCGGCGUAUUCUCGACCUGCUCCGUUAUAAAACUAAACGACACUCUCCUCCACCUCAAACAGAUCAACAGACAUCUCGCCCUAGUUUGUAUCCAGCUCCAGCAGGAAACAGCCUGUACUCAAGGUAUUGUGGACUACAACUUUCAGCAGUUAAAACAUGGCAUUCAGGAGGUACUGAAGGUGGCUAAUUUAUAGCUUGUUUUACUGGGCGGCACUCAGCCUGUCAUUCCGCCACUGAACACUGAAGCCUGAGAUCCCCAGGUAGAGCUUUUUUCAUCAAGAUUGAAAUAUUGAACUUGAGGACUUAUUUAUAAGAAACUAGGUAGAUUUUCAAUCGGGUAAUCGUUAUACUGAUAUGUACCAUUAUCAUGAUUAUGCGAUAUGAUGUAUUAUGAAUAUUACAUAAUAUGUUGCAUAAAUGCGAGAAUGUGUGUGGUGUUAAUUAGUAAAGUAUUUUAGAACAUUAAAAAAUCAUAAUUUUAUUUAGUUUUCCCAGUUUUUAGCAUUUAGGGCAUCAAAUUCCUUCUUUUUCCCAUGAAAUUAAUAUCAAGUGAUAAUGAUGAUAAUUUGUUACUGCAUAUAGUGUGUUUACCGUUAAUAGUUUUCUUAAUAAAUAUUUUCAUAUGGUAUAAAUCAAUAUUACAAUGGUACUGUAUUUGUGAUUUGAUUUUUAAUUUUA